AUGCAAAAUCAAAUUGUGCUCCUUCAAUUAAAAAAAUAAUUAGAGGAAACAAUCAAAACUCAACAAUUACUUAAGAAAUUGCCAACCAAAAAAUUGGUUCAAUUUAACUCAGUCAUGUACCUAGAAGCAAAAUUACCAAAAUAAGAUAAAUGCAUUAUUUCAUUGGAAGCAGACUACGCAGCUGAAGUCUCCUUGGACUCUGCACAAUAAAUUCUGUAAAGAAGGAGAAUUAGAUUGGAAGAAAACUUUAAUAACCUGAGAGAGAAGGAGUCUUAUGAAGAAAUGCAACACGAUAUAGGAAAUAAGAUAGAUGAGGACAAGGAUUAGAGUAAAAAAAGGGUUAAAAAAUUGAUUUUAUUCAAAAAUUAAAGGGAAGAAGAAAAACUUUAAUUGAAGUAGAAACAAGAAAAAGAAAGGCUGGAAAAGGAGAGAUUAGAAAGAGAAAAAAUAGAGAAAGAAAAACAAAAACAAAAUUAAUCUAUGGGUUAAGUCACUUAAUUGGCAGAUGGCUUGGUUGAAAUAGAGGAAAAAUAUGUUUAAGAAGACGACUGCAAUGAAGCUCAAAUCAAUGAAGAAAAGCAAUAACUUCUUAAAUUGAUUUCUGAUGCUUUUUAUAAGGAAAAAUACGAUGACUACGAUAGAUAUUAACUUUAAUUGAAGGAAUUGAAUGAGAAAUUGAGUUCAAUCAAGCCUAAAACAGAGAUUCCUUAAUAGAAAGAAGCAGUUUAAGCUAAAUAAUAAUUGCCUACAAUAUAAGAGAAUGAACCCAAUGAUGACACACAAUAGGAGGAACAACCCAAAAGAAUUUCAAAGUUCAAAUAAGAUAGACUCAAACAAAAGAAAGGAUGA
Paramecium tetraurelia is the source of this 849-nucleotide messenger RNA. RefSeq lists its product as uncharacterized. The record is from RefSeq and is a predicted model, not a curated record. The transcript has 2 exons. Lineage: Eukaryota; Ciliophora; Oligohymenophorea; Peniculida; Parameciidae.